UAUGCCUAAUGACACAUUUUUAAAAAUCUUGAAAAAAGGUCCAUUCCAGUUGACAUUUGCAAAGACUUUGGCAGCCUAUCUUAUAAGAGUGCUUGUGUCACUUCAUACAGCUUCUAUAGCCCAUUGUGACAUAAAACCUGAGAAUAUUUUAAUAGCCGCAGAUUUCAAUUUGAAACUUUGUGAUUUUGGAUUUGCUCGCAUUUGUAAAGAACCUUUAAGACCUCCUGGAGGUACUCCUGGAUACACUGCACCUGAAAUGUAUAUUAAUCCAUAGGUAAAUCUAUUUAAAUGUGAUAUAUUUGCCUUGGGUGUAGUAUUAUUUAUUGUAGUAAUGGGAUUCCCUCCAUUUCAAACAAAUGAUCCUAAUGUAAAAGAUGGAUGGUGGGGUUUAAUAUAGAGUAAAUAAUUUGAACUCUUCUGGAGUAAAUGCGAAUCAUUCAGACAAUAGCAAUUCCCAUAAGAAUUUAAGGAUUUGAUAAUGUCUAUGUUAGAAUGUGAUCCAGAGAAAAGGAUAUCUUUGUAGGAAGUAUAGGAUCAUGAAUUUUUAAAGAAUGGAGCUCCAGAAGAGGAAGUGUUAUAGGAAAUUGAGAAACGAGUUAAGGAAUGAU
This is a messenger RNA of Paramecium pentaurelia, 608 nucleotides long. Lineage: Eukaryota; Ciliophora; Oligohymenophorea; Peniculida; Parameciidae. The record is from the annotation of a GenBank genome assembly.